AAAACUCAAAAAAGUAUAUUGAAAUUGGGCAGGGUGGUUUGGACCGGGAACUUACCGGAUGAAUAUCGAUCCAUGACCGAACGUCCGACCCGAUUUGCCGGAAAAAGAAUAUUACACCCGGCACUGCUUCGCAAGGAAGUGUUAUGUACAUCAUUCCAAACGAGUGGUAGCAUCCAGUAAACUUAACUUCAUAUUUCCAAAAAUUCUUGUGCCAUAAUUUGUGUCUGUACCAGCAGCUAUGCUUCAGUCCUUGGAUUUUCGAAGUUUCAUUCUUCGUGCUCGAGUGCUGAAGCUGUAUAGACAAGCACUAAAGAUUACAAAAAGAGCACCAUGUGACAGUAAAGCUGAAUUGAGAAAUAUAAUUAGACAAGAGUUUGAGAGUCAACGAAACUGCAGUGACAAGCAGAGGAUACGUUUCUUGAUAAGUGAUGGACUAGAGAGAUUAAAGCGUUUGGAUGAGAUGCUUGAUAUGCAAGGCCAUUAAUGACUUGCACAGAUAAUAUUGUCAGAAGAGGAAACUGUUUUUUAUGACUACUGUUUGUUAAAAGUUUCUUCCUUGGCAGCCAGCUGUUAAUCCCUUCAGUUUGUUUUCACUUGUAACCACUUCGAAACUUUGUUGCUAAGCAAGAUUGUUUGCAGAUGAUUCCCAAAUUCAGAAUAGGUGGACAAGUGUUGAUUGAUACAGUAUGGCUUCCUAGGUAAAUACACAAUAUAAAGCUUGAUG
This is a messenger RNA of Daucus carota subsp. sativus, 724 nucleotides long. RefSeq lists its product as uncharacterized. Gene Ontology annotation, cellular component: mitochondrion. The record is from RefSeq and is a predicted model, not a curated record. NCBI's taxonomy places the organism in Eukaryota, Viridiplantae, Streptophyta, Magnoliopsida, Apiales, Apiaceae. The coding region runs from base 239 to 484 and encodes 81 amino acids. The transcript has 3 exons.